This is a messenger RNA of Rotaria sp. Silwood2, 2592 nucleotides long. NCBI's taxonomy places the organism in Eukaryota, Metazoa, Rotifera, Eurotatoria, Philodinida, Philodinidae. The record is from the annotation of a GenBank genome assembly.
AUGGAUGACAAUGAUGUUAGCGUGCUUCUUGGAUAUGGUAACGGCUCUUUUGUAAAUCAAACAACAUAUUCUACUGGAUAUGGUCCAUCGUCAAUAGCUGUUGCUGAUUUCGACACCGACACUCGAGUCGAUAUUGUUAGCACCAAUGUACAUAGCAAUGAUGUCAGUAUCCUUCUUGGAUAUGGUAAUGGGUCAUUUGCAAAUCAAACGAAGUAUUCCACUGGUUCAUAUCCAUUUUAUGUAGCUGUUAGUGAUUUCAACAAUGAUACUGAUUUGGAUAUCGUUGUUACUAAUGUGUAUAGCCAUGAUGUCAGUAUCCUUCUUGGAUAUGGUAACGGUUCUUUUGCAAAUCAAACCACAUUUCCAGCUGGUUCUAAUCCAUACUCGGUAGCUAUUGGUGAUUUGAACAACGACAGUCGACUCGAUAUUGUUGUCGUCAAUUACGGUAGCAAUGAUGUAAGUGUUCUUCUUGGAUAUGGUAAUGGCUCUUUUGAAAACCAAAUAACCUAUUCAACUGGCUCUGGUUCAGGAGCAGUAGCUAUUGGCGAUUUCAACAAUGACAACCGAUUUGAUAUUGUUGUUGCCAAUUAUUAUAGCAAUAAUAUAAGUUUAUUGCUGCAAUAUAAUAGAGUAACUCUCGUAAACAAAACAACCUUAGCAUCUGGUGGUGGUGGUUCUCGUCUACGACAUUUUGCUGUCGGACAUUUGAAUAAUGACACUCAUUUAGAUAUUGUCGUUGCUAAUUACGGCACGAACACUAUAGGUAUCCUUCUUGGAUAUGGAAGUGGCACUUUCACAAGCCAAAUGGUGCUUAAAACUGGUUCAAAUUCUCAUCCAACAUUUAUCGUCAUCGGUGAUUACAAUGGUGACACGCAUUUGGAUAUUGCUGCUGGCAAUUAUGGUUCAAGGAAUGUAGAUAUAUUGCUUGGAAAUGGACAGGGAAAUUUUGAAAUUCAAGCAACUAAUGGAAUUCGUUUCAUUUCCACUCCGUUUGCUGCUGCUUCUGGUGACUUCAAUAAUGACAAGCAAUCGAAGAUUGUUGUCGCAUAUGAUAACAGUGAUAAUGUAGAUGUCAUUGUUGCACAAAACAUUGGAUCUUUUGAAAAUCAAAUAAAGUAUUCCAGUGGCUAUGGUCCAUACUCUGUAGCUGUUGGUGAUUUUAACAACGAUACUCGAUUGGAUAUUGUUGUUGCCAAUUCUGGUAGCAAUGAUGUCAGUGUCCUUCUUGGAUAUGGUAAUAGUUCUUUUGCAAAUCAAAUGACGUAUUCAAUUGGAUCUUAUCCAACGUCUGUAGUUGUUGCUGAUUUCAACAACGACAGUCGACUGGAUAUUAUUGUUGCGAAUUAUGGCAGCAAUGAUGUGAGUAUUCUCCUUGGAGAUGGUAAUGGUUCUUUUGCAAAUCAACUGAAAUAUUUAGUUGGUUCUUAUCCAUUCUUUGUAGUCGUUGGUGACUUUAACAACGAUAGUAGACUGGAUAUCGUUGUCGCCAACUCAUAUGGCAAUGAUGUGAGCGUACUUCUUGGAUAUGGUAAUGGGUCUUUUACGAAUCAAAUAAAAUAUGCAACUGGCUCUUCUCCAUCAUCUGUAGUUGUUGCUGAUUUCAAUAAUGACACUCGAUUAGAUAUUGUUAUCGCAAAUUGGGAUAGUAAUGAUGUUAGUAUUCUUCUCGGAUAUGGUAAUGGCUCUUUUACAAAUCAAACAAGAUAUUCAACUGGUUCUGGUUCUGAUCCAUCAUCUGUAGUUGUUGUUGAUUUGAACAACGAUACUCAACUCGAUAUUAUUGUCACCAAUUAUGGUGGCAAUGAUGUCCAUAUUUUUCUUGGAUUUGGCAAUGACUCUUUUAGAAAUAAGAUGACAUAUUCAACUGGUUCGUCUCCAUCGUCUGUCGUUGUUGCUGAUUUCAAUAACGAUAGUCGACUAGAUAUUAUUAUUGCCAAUUAUGGUAGCAAUGAUGUAAGUCUACUUCUUGGAUAUAACAAUAUAGUUUUCAUGAAAAAAACAACGCUAAUAACUGAUAAUGAUUACCGAACACAAUCAUUGACCAUCGGUGAUUUUGACAAUGAUGAUCGAAUGGAUAUUGUUGUUGCUUAUUUGGGUACACACAAUAUUGGUAUUUUUCUUGGAUAUGGCAAUAUUUCGUUUACAAGUCAAGUGACAUAUUCAACUGGUUCAUCUUCGUUUCCAUACUCUAUAGCUGUUUGUGACUUCAACAAUGAUAAUCGACUCGAUAUUGUCGUCGCUAAUUAUGGCACUGAUAACGUAGGUAUUUUUCUUGGAUAUGGCAAUGGCUCUUUUAAAAAUCAAUUGACAUAUUCAACAGGCUCUAAUUCUGAUCCAUAUUCUGUAGCUGUGGAUGAUUUUAACAAAGAUACCAUUCCAGACAUUGUUGUCGCCAAUCAUGGCACCAAUAAUCUUGGUAUACUUUUUGGAAAUGGAAAUGGCACAUUUGAAAGUAUUAUUCCGUUUUCUUUGAGUUACGGAUGCCGCCCAUUUUUCGUUGUCAGUGCUGAUUUCAACAAUGACAGGAAGCUAGAUAUUGCUGUAGCGAAUGAUGGCAUCGAUAGUUUAAAUAUUCUCUUACAAACUUGUUAA